Messenger RNA from Triplophysa rosa, 6056 nucleotides. RefSeq names its product FH2 domain containing 1 (gene fhdc1). The record is from RefSeq and is a predicted model, not a curated record. The coding region runs from base 175 to 3669 and encodes 1164 amino acids. The transcript is spliced from 13 exons. Lineage: Eukaryota; Metazoa; Chordata; Actinopteri; Cypriniformes; Nemacheilidae.
CUUUGAGCGCUGCAGCGCUGGCCGCGCAGGAUGUCGGUGAUACGGACACACACCUUCCCCUGAAAACACACACCUGCCGCACUGGGAGGAAAAACACAGCGCAUCUCAUCCUAAACGUUCCAAGGCUUUGACCUCUGACCAAAAGUCUGAAGGACUUGUGUCAAUGCUAAAGUGAUGCUUAUCAUGGCUAGUGUGACAUCUGCCGUGGAAGAGUUGGCAGGCGAUCAUACCAGACCUGCAGUAAGUCCACUGGAUUUCCCAGAACCUUCUGCAAAAUCCACAAAUGACCCCAGCCAUGGAGGAGACAGCAUUGUCAGUCCACCAGAGGGACCCCCACCACCCCCUCCACCUCCGCCACCACUGCUGGGCCAUCCCGGUCAAAUGCACGCUUCACGGAAGAAACGGCGGGUACGGAGUUUCUUCUGGAAAACCAUUCCAGAAGAGAAGGUGCGGGGAAAACCCAAUAUUUGGACUCUGGCAGUGAGACAGCAGCAGUAUCAAAUUGACGUGAAGACGGUUGAGGAGCUCUUUGGCCAGCAGGAGGACGUUCGAACCAAGACGGGCAGCGGACACCCUUGUGCAAGGAGAUCCAGAGGCUCGUUUAAAGAGAGCAAGGGUGAGAUCAGCAUCCUGGAUUCCAAGAGAGGAAUGAACAUUGGAAUUUUCCUCAAACAGUUCAAAAAGUCCAAUCAUGCAAUAGUAGAAGAUAUCCGUCUGGGCAACAGUAAACAGUAUGGGGCUGAACCACUGAAAGAACUACUCAAACUACUACCUGAGUCAGAUGAGGUAAAGAGAUUGAGAGAAUUCAAAGGAGAUCCCAAUAAUCUGACACUGGUCGAUUCCUUCAUGUUCCUGUUGAUUCAAGUACCAUGCUUUGAGGUGAGUAUUGAGGCUAUGGUACUACAGGAAGAGUUCCAUCCGUCUUGUGCGUCCAUGUGUCGUGAGAUUAACAUUGUGCGUCAGGCUACCGAAGAACUAAUGACUUGUGAAGAGCUCCACGCCAUUCUACAUUUGGUUCUCCAAGCUGGAAACAUCAUGAAUGCUGGUGGCUAUGCAGGCAAUGCUGUGGGCUUCAAACUGUCUUCCCUGCUCUCUCUGGCAGAUAACAAGGCCAACAAACCUGGCAUGAACCUGCUCCAUUUUGUGGCACUGGAAGCACAGAAAAAAGACGAGGCCCUUUUGAAGUUUCCAGAGAAACUAACAUGUGUCCAGAGUGCAGCUAGAAUCUCAGUAGAAAACAUUGAGGCAGAGUUUUCUUCUCUUUAUGUCAAAACACGUUCUUUGGAGCAGAAAAUCCAGCAUGACAAUGAGCUGCAAAAGCAGCUAGAUCCAUUUUUGCAGAGCGCUACACAAGCCCUGCAGGACCUUAAACGCCGCAGACUAGACUUGCGCAAGGAGGGCAAUGCUCUCAUUGACUUUUUCUGUGAAGACAAAGACACCUUUAUAUUGGAUGAGUGCUUUAGAAUCUUCCAAGACUUUUGCCUAAAGUUCAAAAAAGCAGUCAAGGACAACCUGGACAGAGAAUUAAAAGAUGAAGCCAGACGGCGACGCUUACGGGAACUGGAGGAGAGACGGUCUGCCUGGGCUGGAAAUGAGAAAGGUGAUAAUGAAGGUUUUGGUCGGAGUAGUAGUGAAAAUGACGUUGACAUCCUAACAAAAGAAGGUCUUCUGGACUUCUUGCUUCAUUCAAGACCUCAAAGCCCCCACAGUCCUUUGGGGCGCUCGGCAAGUGCUCGUCGCUAUCAUCACACGGUUGGUGACCGUGGCUACGUGGAGCUCGUCUCUGGGCCUUCAGCUACUGAGUACAACAAAUUUAGCAGCCUUCCACGUUCAAGCAGGAACCAUAAAAGAAAGACCGUGCCCUGGCUUUUUUUACAGGAUAAUAAUAGGGAGCUGGACCCACAAAGUCAAGCUUAUCAAGAGACGGAGGCAACUUCAACAAAGGCUGAAACGGAACCGAUCAGUCCUUUAGCUAGAUACUCAACUUCUGGCUACAACAUGAACAAUGAUCCCUACAAUAAUAAUAAUUACACAUCUCUCUCAGAAGGUAGAGUUACCCCUCAAUUAAGUAACUCAAAGAAUGUUUUUCAGAAGACAUCUGGACAAGGUGUUGGACACAUGAGUGUUUGUGUAGAGAAACACACACUAGUUCCUGGCCUACAGCCCUUUGAAAUAGCAAGCCAGAUCAAUAACAACAGUCAUGUUACUUUAGACAACCCAUGUGAAGUUGUAGUGACAGAUCUGGAAAGAGAUGAAAACUCUUCCAAACUAUUUGUUCUUGAUACCCCUCCAUAUAGUAGAAGUUCUGAGGAAGCACCCAAGCCUGAAAAACUAUGGAACGAUAUGUCCCAGGAGGAGGAAGUGGACACAAGCACCUUUUCCUCAACAACGUGUGACACCCCAUUGCCCCUCGAUCCAUCUGCGUCCAAUAAGAAACCUGUGUUAAAUGUCAUGGACUGCACUGAAACUGACUGUUCUGUUGUGUUGGACUGUUCUGAGAUUGAGAGUUUUCCCAUUAUUAACGAAGUAUCUGGACCUAAAUCAAAGCCACAGGAUGCCAACUUUUCAAGAAUCCCUCAGGAUGCCAAUUCCCUUUCCUCCAAUUUUGAGUCCUUCAAUGGUCACUCUGUCUCUGCAUUAAGUGAUGAACAGAAAACAGAAAACAUUGACCAAGAGAGUCCAGAACCAGUCAGUACAUCUGUAACUACCGAAGAACCAGAGACAGACAGCUGUGACACAGCUGAGGGGCGGAAAGAUGAGAAGGCAGUCCAGACCUGUAAACCCAAAGGGACCAGUCAUGUCAAAACCAAGACUGUGUCCAAACCAGGGUCUACUCAUGCCAGCCGUCCCACAAGAACCCUCACGGCAACUGAGAAGCAAAACAUGCGUAAAGUGGUGCCCAUUACGAGGCAGAAUCGAUCUGGUAGUAACUUGAGGAGAGUGGAAAAACCCCCUGGACAUGAAAGUGCCGAACCCAGGCGUCCACUUCGUGACCAAAGCAUGCCAGCUAGGAGAGGUGAGAGACAAAGCAGACCCGUUCGACAUUCCAGUCUCCCUCCAGAGAAUCCCAGGGCGCAAAGAGGAACACUGGCAAGCAACACCAACCCUCGCUGGACAAGGGAGUCAACUCAACGCACACCCUCCCACAAGAAAUCAAAUGCCAAACCUAACAUCUCAAAACCACCACCAGAAGAAAAGAUGUGUCGUUCAACAAUGCGAGCCUUGGCUCUAGCUCAGGCCCAAGAAACUUCGGAAGGAGUUACAUGUGAAACUCCAAACAACACCCCCAAAGGUUCUUUGCCCAGUUUUGCUCGCAACACUGUAGCAUCCUCUUCCAGAUCUAAAAAAGACUCCCCCGCACCACCUGCAGUAGGAACACCAUCAAAGAGCUCCACCGUAUCAAGAACUAGCUCUCAGAGAUUGGCUUCUGUUGCUAGAACGGACUCAGUCAGUAGUGGACCUUUGCCAAGGGGUGAGGACAAACUAGGGGGGUCUUUAAGGAGGGUUCAGAGCGUAAGGGCUUCCAGUCGAACCACUCAAGGAAGUGACACAACACCUCAACAGUCCGGACGAGAGCAUUCCUUUAAAAGUAGCAGUUUUUCAGAGAAAUCCACACAGAAUAGAGACUCUGCUUCUGUAUGCAGGACCAAUAAACCGACAUGGAAGUAGAGUGGAAAUAUAACAUACUAGGUGUAAAAACAAUGUUGAACAUGGCAGAACAAAUGUAUUUUCUGCACGUGCACCAGAGUUACUAAAGAGGCACUUGUUGUCUCAUAUUGUCCUGAAUGUAUCUACUGCCUUUAGAAUGUAGCUGAAAUAGAUGCUCUGCAAACGUUUUAAAAGUUAUGUAAGCUACUGUCACCAUUUGACAGCAUAUGUUAGAAGCACUUUCACAUCCAUACACGGAUGGUUCUGAUGGCCUUCAUGUACUUUACACAUCAUCAACUGUCAUGAACUCACUGUCAUGAACACAUAAAACACAUCAAUCACAAAUUAUACUUAGAUUAUAUUUUUAGUAAUUAAACUUGUGAGCUGUUCUCACAAAGACAAUUUGUCAUAUAUUGACAUGCUUGCUUUAUAUUAUAUAUUAUUUAGUAAAAGCAAUGUAAGUAGUAUUGUUUACUAAGAUCACAUUUUCAUUAAAACAAAUGAAGGAAAAAGAUUUUCCACUUAAAGAUAUACCACCAAAAUGUUUUUUUGUGCAUGACAAAUCAAUCUUAAGUGAUGAAUGUCUGAAUGUUUUCCAAAUACAUUUUAGUGUAGCUGAUGCAAUGAAAGUUGAGUACAACACCUAAUAGUUUAAAACCUCUUCAGAAAAUAUCUUGGUCCCAGAAUAUAUUAGGUGUCUUUAAAACCAGUGUAUUUACAGUAUAUAAGAGAAAUCGUUUGGUAUGUGUUAUGGGGCACACUGUAAAAAACCUGUAAUAAAAUACAGUAAAAAACGUAAAAUAACAGUAAAAGACAAACGGUGAAAACAUCUUAAUUUUACAGGGAAAACUUUUAUUUUACGUUUUUUUUGUGGAUUUUUUAUAGUGUAUUUUAUUGGCGGGUUUAGGAUUAGAGAUAAAGAAAACACAUAUUUACUAACAAUUUAACAACACAUACAGUAUGUGACCCUGCCUGUGAAAACCAUGUUGACGUCUCAUAAUCUAAUUAUGAGAUUACAUGUAUCAAAAUUUGAUUUCAACCCCUAUGAUUUCAUUGUCUGACAUGGCAUUACUCAGUUUAUUUAAAAUAUGUCAAGAUUAUAUUUUCACAGAUUGUUCUUUACAUUAUGUAGGAUAAAUUUAUGUAGAAAACAGUCAAUCUAAAAAAAUACCCAAAUUGGGUUUUUCACAUAUGUACACAAUAGAUACAUUGAAUAUAAAGCAAGUAAAGACACCUAAUAUAAAGCGGGUCUAAUAUCUUCAGUGGCUGCGGAGUUGCUUUCAGAUUUUUUUUACUAUAAACUGCUGUACAAUCUUGCUGCUUUUGGCACUGUAUUUGUGACUGUUUUGCGAAUAUACUGCUACUUAUUUGUAAAGCCAUAUUGUUAACCAGGAGUGGCAAAACAUUGUGCUAGAGGGGAGACUAUAGAAUAUUGUGAACAUUGUCUUUGUGUGGUCUAAACAUUUGAGAAAGCACAUACACUGUAUGCAAUGUUCUCACAGUAUGUGUUUGAGGAAGUAUAGUAUGUUUACAUACAAUAGUAUCUGUGUUCUUAAAAAUGAAAAAAUCAGUUUUAGAAUAAGUGUUAUUAGGAAAGAGUGGUAAAUGCUGUGUGCACUAUACUGUCAAUGUGCAGGGUACUGUCUGUGUCUGCUGUUAUGCCCUUGACCAAGGGCAUAGCGUCACUACCAUCAGCUUGCCGCACAGCAAAGCUAUCUAUUUUUCUUAGCUUUCUACUUCUUUGUUUCUAUUAUGAAGCGAUUGUGUAAAACAGCUAUAUUUAAUUGUAAUAAUAAGUCAACACUAAUAGAAUGCUGUCAGCUUGUUUUUUAUUUUGUUUCUAUGUAUAAUGCGCUAAUUAAAUGUAGUGCUGAUUUCACACUAUGACAACACAAAAGGCCUAAAAUCAUUCUACCUCUAGAAUCAUAUUUGCCACCUCUGGUUCUAAUAUUCUGAUGGUUCACUCUGAAUCAUUUAUCAAGUGAAUCAAUGGCUUUUCUGCAGGUGUACCUCAGUUACAUUGUACAAUGCCUUUUUCAUGUUGUGAGAAAAGUUAAUGUACUGUAUUGACAUUUGUAUUUAGUACUGAUUGGUUAACAUGCUUUAGAAUGCAUCCAUGGCAACAUGGGGAAAUCUUGCACAAUGGAAUCCUUGUUCCAGCUGUAGAUAGCAGUUUAAUCAUAUAAACAACAAAAACACAAUAGUCAAUAGUCAAGGUUGUUGAUUUAGAUAACUUGGAGUGACUUUAAAAUGAAAAUGAAGUUGCAUUUGUCCAGCCAGAUAACUUGGAAUAUACAGUAUGUCGAUGUGUUAGUGCUUGAAAUUUCUAUUUUGAAUGUUACUUUGGAGCCUUUUUCUCUGUGAUUGUAUUAUUACAAUCAAUAUAAGCUAAUCAAUAAAAAUCUAUG